Messenger RNA from Sphaeroforma arctica JP610, 2343 nucleotides. RefSeq lists its product as hypothetical. Lineage: Eukaryota; Ichthyosporea; Ichthyophonida. The record is from RefSeq and is a predicted model, not a curated record. Gene Ontology annotation, cellular component: endosome; clathrin vesicle coat; plasma membrane. Gene Ontology annotation, molecular function: clathrin binding; phospholipid binding. The coding region runs from base 193 to 2145 and encodes 650 amino acids. Gene Ontology annotation, biological process: endocytosis. The transcript is spliced from 12 exons.
AAUGAACACCCCAGCCACAGCCAGGUCGCCGCUACUUUGCAUAAUAUAAUCAUUGGCAAGGUAACGACUGUCGUGUGAGUCGAAGUCUCGAAGAACGCGUACUGUUUCAUCGCAAACUAGGACAAGACAUUUAGCACAGCUACGAGUCGGGAUCAGUCUUUAGUACCCAGAACCUUUGAAUUCAGCGCCAUCAUGAGAAAAGUAAAAGACGUAGUCAACGACUACACCGACAUCGAGCGGAAAGUGCGCAAGGCUACAUCCAAUAAACCAUACCGUGCCUCUGGUUCGCAGAUGGCCGAGAUAGCCGAUGCUACCUAUGACCCUGUGUGUUUCCCUCAAAUCAUGGGGAUGCUAUGGAAGCGCCUGAACGAGCCUGGGAAGUAUUGGCGGCACGUGUACAAGGGACUGAUCCUGUUGGACUACAUCAUCAAGGUUGGCUCAGAGAAGGUGGUUAAAUCGUCACGUGAGAAUAUAUUUGCUAUCCAGACCCUCAAGGAUUUCCAGAUGAUCGAUAAGGAUGGCAGAGAUCAGGGCCAGAAUGUGCGAGAGAAGUCCAAGGCUCUUGUUGUGCUGCUCAAAGAUGAUACCAAACUCAAAGAAGCACGCGAGAAGGCCAAGAGUGCUCGUGAACGCAUGCGUGGGAGUAUUGGUGGCCAAGACUCGCACUAUGACGACGGGUUGGGUGCACCGCCUCCUCGCCAACCAAUGGGUGGCAGUGGUGGCUAUGGUGCAGGAUACGGUGGUCACACAGAUGGACAGUCCCAGCGCACCAGCAGUGGAGGCCAACAACGGAGACGCGGCACCACGCAAGAAGAAGAUAGACAGCUACAGGAAGCCAUCGAGGCCAGCAAGCGCGAUGCCGAGGAGGCUAGCAGACGCCGUGCACAAGUUGAGGAGAACGACCCGGACAUUCAGGCGGCUAUAGCACUCAGUAAAGUGGAUGCCAUUGCGUCGAAUGAUCCCUUCGGCCAGUCCAACAGCAGCAACUACAAUACACCACAACCACAGAACAACGACCCCUUCGGCCUGGGAGGCGACCCCUUCGGGAGUGUACAGGCACAGCAACCGCAGCAACAACAACAGUCGUUUGACCCCUUUGGAGACCCCUUUGGCAGUGCGCAAACACCCCAGCAAUCGCAACAGAAUCAGUACCAACCACAGCAGCAACAACAACAGAAUGAUCCGUUUGGCGAUCCCUUCGGCGGGUCCGAUCCGUUUGGCGCUGGGCCGCCGCAGCAGAACUAUGGGCAACAACAACAACAGCCCAUGCAAAACCAAUACCAGCAACAACCGCAACAGCCAUUUGGUGCACCACAGCAGCAGCAACCCAUGCAGCCCCCAGGAGGUGCGUGGGGUCAGCCUAGCAACCAGCAACAGCCUAGCAACCCCAACCAGCAACAGGGGACCGUUGCACGCAACUCCCCACAAAUCGACGAGUUUGCCGGGCUCCGAUCUGGCCCAAAUUCCACGCGAUCAAGUAUGGCGAGCUCGGCUCAGGCGCCCCCCACAGCCUCACCGGCCUCGGACAAUCCGUGGGAUAUGAAACCGCUGGAAACAUCCCUGCCCACGCCUUCGAGUGGAGGGGGGCAAGCACUCAUACCUACCACAGACGAUUCAGCCAACAGUAGUGCACUGGUGCCUGCGCCCAAGAAGAACAACUCGCUGGAUAUCUAUAAGGAUCUGGUCAAUUUGGAUGCCCUGGCUCCGGCAAGUGACAACAGGGGUUACAACGCCAACGGCCCGUCACCCACCAAUCCCUUUGGCCUCAGCGGGGGCGGCGCGAAUGUGCAGACAUCUACCCGUGGACCUCAGGCAUCACUUAACCAAAUGGCUGGAGGCGGUGGCUAUGGUAACAUGGGGGGUGUGAGUCAGAUGCCCAUGGGCGGGCAGCAGAUGGGCUAUGGCGCACCCUCUGGACAAGGUGGCGGCUACGGUCAACAAAUGGGUGGGCAACAAGGACAAGGCAUGUACAACCAGCAGCAACCGUACGGACAACCGCAGCAACAGUACGGGCAACCACAGCAGCAGUAUGGGCAACCUCAGCAGCAGUAUGGGCAACCACAGCAGCAGUAUGGACAACCACAGCAGCAAUACGGCCAACAACAGCAGCAGUAUGGGCAACAGCCUGGCAACCCCUUUGGCUAGAGUGUAGUAGGAGCGACCGUGCGGGUGUGCUCGGCUUGUAAGUAGGAUGGGAGAAUAUACCCGUUGGGCGGUAGAGCAGUGCGAGGACUAAUAAACUUCCUGUAUGUAUGGUUGAUAUACGAGAUGGUUGGGUAGGGGCAAUUGUUCUGGCGGUACUCCAGUUCCGUAUAUGGGGCACAUUCUAUGUUUAGAUUUCUA